CUGUAGGAGGUACAUAUUUUCCGACCUAAAAUAUUCGCAUUCACGCAUUGAGAGACGUCUCUUAAAAAAUUAUUAUAUUGUUUUUUUUUUGUUUUUUUUAUGGUUAAAUUUGUAGCUCAUGUGAUACCUAUGAACGCAAGUGAAUUUGAUAAAAAUUUGAGCCAUAUUUUGUAGAAAAAAAAACACUACUUGGUUGAUUACCCACCUAUUAUUAUUUUUUUACUCAAAAACAUAUAAAGUUGACGCUAAAGACUUUUUAAUUAACACAAGAUGAGAAUACCAAUUGUAUCAUUUGCCGUUUUUGCGUUAUGUUUUGGACUGCCUGGCUUCACCCAGGCAAGAAGCUUGCCAUCAAAUCAGCCGAAGAAUUUUUUAUUAGUCUUAUCAGAAUACGAAUUUUUUAAUGUACAGUAUUCUGCUAAAGAUAAGAACAUAAUACAAAUUGGAGAGGAAGAUUUUACUAAUAGUUCUGGGACUGAGAAUUGGUAUCACGACAUGACUUUUAAUUGUGAAAAUAAUAGUAUUUAUCUUUUAAAAAGUGUUAUGUUUUCCAAUUUGCAUGCUGAGCGUCACACCCUUGAUGUAAUUAACUUUGAUGAAAAUAAUAAAUUAAAAACUGUUACUCAUGUCAAGGAUAUUUUCGAUCAUGCACGGUCAAUUGCUUUCGAUUGGACUACAGAAAAAAUAUACUGGACUGUGUUUAGUAAUAGACAAUUUUCAAUGAAAGUUAUAGAUAAAUCAUUCAAAAAAUCAGAAUACAUUAUUCAACCCUUUACUCCUAAAUCUAGUCAGUCAAAUUAUAAACUUCUUGUUUAUCCAAAGCGAGACGAAUUAUUUUUUUCAAUUGAAACGGAUCUGUGGUACACUUCUAACUCACCGAAUAGUAGUGCAAGUUUACUAUUUAAGGAAAAAGAAUAUCUACACGUAUUUGACUUUGCUAUUGAUUAUGCAACUGAUAAAUUGUACAUUAUUGAAAGUUUUGGAGGCAAUUAUAUUUUGAAAUGGAUUGAUAUUGGAACUUCUGCUCGACCAUUACAUGCAAAUGAUCUUAAUGAGAUUGAAAUAAUACCUUAUUCCACUUUCAAUUUAGAAGCGUUUAAUAAUGAAAUUUAUUGGACUUCAAUUAAACAUGGAGAUGUGAAAUUGUAUUUCAAAAAUAACAAUGAGACAGCUGUUGAAGUAACCGAUGUAUCAGUAAAUAGCGAAUCGUCUUUUGUCUCUUCAAUUUGUCCAUCUUCAACAGCUGAAAAGAAGGACGGAAAAAAUUAUGAAUUUAAAGAAGAUCAUGAAAAUGAAAUAGAAUUAUUCAGAUAAAAAACAAAUAAAUUGUACUUUUUUCAACCACCAAUUAAUUUGUUCUAAUCGAUGAUUCUUCUUAAUUGGAAAAAAAUAUUUCUGAUCUGCUGUUGAAAGAGAAUAAAAUUUUCCA
Aphidius gifuensis is the source of this 1429-nucleotide messenger RNA. RefSeq lists its product as uncharacterized. The coding region runs from base 271 to 1314 and encodes 347 amino acids. The record is from RefSeq and is a predicted model, not a curated record. The transcript is spliced from 7 exons. NCBI's taxonomy places the organism in Eukaryota, Metazoa, Arthropoda, Insecta, Hymenoptera, Braconidae.